AUGUCUAGAUCAUUGUCCAUUUCAAAUGCCGACUUGUCUACCCGGGACGCCGAAAACGAGUCCAACACCAAUGCCAGGAGUGCUCUGAUUAGCGCAAACAUUUUCAAUAGCCAUAGCGGAACUCACAACAACAACGACAACGACAACAACAAAAGUGAAAGAGGAAGCAGUACAAAUGGAGAGGCAGAACUAAGUUCAAAUAUCGAUAUAGUUGGAGCUAUUAAUACUUUAAAAUUGGACGAGGAAGAUGGGGCUGAGGAGGAAGUGGAAGAGAAAGACGCAGAGCUCACGACAACAGGCUCGGUGGUCGAUACCACCAACACCGAAGGGAUCAAUCACGGAUUCCCCAUGUAUCCUCCUCACCCACAAAGUCCUUAUUACUAUGCCCCCUAUCAAGGAUCAGUGACUCCUCAAAGACAAUUGAGUGGGAUCAAUGGUGGACCACCACCAGCUACCUAUUAUUCAGGAUGGAAUGGCAGUGCUAAUGGAUUUGAUAACAAGUUCAGUGCUAUAAACCAUAGCCAAAAUGGAGUACAAUAUGUGCCAGUUUCAGAGCCGCCAUUGCACAGUGCCAAGAGUGAGGAGGGACCGCAUAUCCCCUUCAUCAAACCGCUUGAACUACCUGACUCUAAAGAGGACGCAGACGCACAGAGUAAGCAACUGACUGGGUUGAGUUUGUCCCUGGUAGGUGAAACAGCGACAACAACUAACGAAGCUGCUGUUAAAGACGAGGAAACGGAGAAGGACAUGCGCAACAACAACAACAACAACAACAACAACAACAACAAUAAUAAUAAUAACAACAACAAAGAUGUCGAAAAGCACGCACAAAAAGGAGUUGGCACUAUUGCACCACAAUUUGCAAAUGUUACUUCACCUCCACCUUUUAAUCCGUUUUCGCCUAUACCAAUGAAUCAUCAUCCGCAUCAUCCGCAUCAUCAUCCAAUGGGACCAGGAGUGCCGCCAGGAGUGCCUUCUCCAAUGUUGCCAUACAACUAUCCAUUACCCCCUCCUCCACCUCAUCAUCAACAACUACCUAGUCCGGGAAACUUUCACAACUUUGAUGGAAAGUUGGGUGGAAACUCCCCGUUGCCCCAUCCACAGUCAUCACCUUCAUUCAACACGGGGCCAGAGAAUAAUAAACAGAGAGGUUCAGUGUGGAAUGCUAAUGAACAUAGAAGUGAUCCCAGGGGAUUUGUGCACCAGUCAGCUGCCGCUCCUCCACAUCCCCAAGCACAUCAUCUCAGCGGUCUCCCGUUUCCAAUGGGACCUCAACAAGCACCACUGAUCCCACAACACCCACAACAACAACAACAACAACCACAUCCUCAGCAGCAGCAACAUCAGCGUCAACAACAACAACAUCAUCAUCACCAACUACAACAACAACACCAUUACCCCCACCACCAAUUUCCAUACCAGCAACAUAUACACCCCCUGCAUUUCCAGAGUGGCCCCAAUGGAAGCCAUACUGGUCCUUUUGUUCCAAACCACUUCAAUCGCGGCUACAAUAAUCGAAGGAGUAAUAAACGUGGAGGACACCAUUAUCAACAAUAUAAUGGAACGGGACACAAUGGUAGCGAUUACCGUCAUCGCAAGGGAGAGGAAUCAAACAAGUAUCAGAAUGCAAAUAUUCGCGACUAUCGAGACCAUAUCAUGGGUCUUACCACGGAUCAACAUGGAUGUCGAUUUUUGCAGCGUGAAUUGAGCAAAGAGCAGGGGAGUAGGUCGAAAGAGGUAAAACAAGAAGACGAAGGCGGUACCAAUGGGGUGGAGACAAAGCAAGAGGAAGGAGAUGCUAGAGAGCAAAAGAACCAAAAUGCUACUGAUGAAGAUGAUGAUGAUGACUCUGUGGCUACUUUAGUUUUGAAUGAGCUACAUGACGAUGUUGCAGAUCUAAUGCUCGAUCCAUUUGGGAACUACUUGAUUCAAAAAUUGUUUGAAUGUAUUACUAUGGAGCAGAGGUUGGAUUUGAUUAAAAAUUGUAGCCCACAAUUCAAUCGUAUAGCUUUAGAUUCGCAUGGGACUAGGGCAUUACAAAAGUUGAUUGAAUGUGUUGGUCACAAGACAAACGGUGACCAAAAAGAAAGCGAUACGCAACUCGAGUGUGCUAGAUUGAUCAUUGAAAGCUUGGCCCCUACUAUAAUUUCACUAUCUAAGGAUUUAAAUGGUAAUCAUGUUGUACAAAAGUGUCUUGUCAAUUUCUCAAAUGAAACCAAUCAAGUGAUUUACGAUGCAAUUAAGAACAAUUGCGAAAUGGUUGCAUGCCAUCGACAUGGAUGUUGUGUAUUGCAACGAUGUCUUGAUUAUGGAAGUAAACUACAGAUUCAGUCACUUAGUCAUGAAAUCACUCAAAGAUUGGAUAAAUUCACAUAUGAUCCUUAUGGCAAUUAUGUCAUUCAAUACGUGCUAACUCAUGGUGAUGAGCAAAGUAUUGAUACAAUAUUUGAUUACCUACGAUUACACUUCUAUGAGCUAUCCAUACAUAAAUUUGGAUCAAACGUGUUGGAGAAAUCAAUACGGUUAAACGAUAACAAUAGGAGCAUGGUGUUGAUUGAUGAGCUUUUGAGGUUGUCACAGGAUCAAUUUUUAAAAGUGUUGAAUGACUCAUUUGGUAAUUAUGUGUUGCAGACGUGUUUGGAUGUGGCACAAUUGGAUCAGAUGACGAAAUUGAGAGAUAUCUUGGUUCCGUUGUUGCCUGAUAUUAAACAGACUCCACAUGGUAAACGAAUUGUAAAUAAACUACAGUGA
This is a messenger RNA of Lodderomyces theae, 2751 nucleotides long. RefSeq lists its product as uncharacterized. The record is from RefSeq and is a predicted model, not a curated record. The coding region runs from base 1 to 2751 and encodes 916 amino acids. Gene Ontology annotation, molecular function: mRNA binding. The transcript has a single exon. NCBI's taxonomy places the organism in Eukaryota, Fungi, Ascomycota, Pichiomycetes, Serinales, Debaryomycetaceae. Gene Ontology annotation, biological process: post-transcriptional regulation of gene expression. Gene Ontology annotation, cellular component: cytoplasm.